AUGGUGCACGUGCUGCUCACAGGUGGCAAUGGCUUCAUUGCCAGCCAUGUGCUAGACGUUCUCCUCAAUGACGGAUCUAAUCACUCGGUCACGAUCACGGUUAGAACGAAAGCCAAGGGCGACCAGGUGCUCGCGCGGUACGACGCGUCUCUUCGUGAAAAGAUUGCCGUCGCCGUCAUCCCGGACUUUACAACCCCGGACGCAUUUGACGAGUGCCUUGAAUCCGGCGCCUUUGACGCGAUCAUUCACGUUGCGUCGCCUUUCUACUAUUCGGCGACAGACAUCCAGCAGGAGUUGCUGGAUCCUUCUAUAGUGGGCACAAAAUCCCUCCUCCAGGCGGCAAGCCGGUAUUCUUCCAUCAAAACCGUGGUCCUUACAUCAUCAUUUGCCGCCAUUCUGGACAGCUACAAGCCGAACAACAUCCCGGAACAUACCUAUACUGAACGAGACUGGAAUCCGCUCACCGAGGCAGACGCCUUCAAAAACACACUCAACGGCUACCGAGCUAGCAAGCUGUUUGCUGAAAGGGCAGCGUGGGAGUUUGUAGACUCUCAACACCCGUCGUUCUCGCUGGUCACAAUAUGCCCGACACUGUGUUUCGGACCGGUGAUUCAACCACUUUCUAGUCUCGACAGCAUCAACACAUCAAGUCAGCGCAUCUACAACUUCAUCUCAGGAGCAUUCAAGGCCCAGAUUCCAGACACGGGCGCCUCUUUCUUCCUCUGGAUUGACGUGAGAGACCUAGCAUUGGCACACGUGAAAGCCGUGGAGUCCCAGCUUGCCACGCCGAGGAAUCGACGAUACCUCCUGACGGAGGGAUACUUUACCAACAAGGAAAUCUGUUCGAUCAUCACCAACCGUUUCCCAGAAUACCGGCCUGUCCUGCCCGGCUGCGAGGACAACGCCGGCGGAUUCCCAGACGGCGGGGUGUACAAGUUCGAAAACAAGAGAGCGACAGAAGAGCUCAGCUUGAGCUAUAGAAACCUAGAAGAGAGCAUUUCAGAUACUGUCAGGUCGUUACAGGCCUUGCAGAAGAGAAUCGCUUGA
This is a messenger RNA of Purpureocillium lilacinum, 1047 nucleotides long. RefSeq names its product methylglyoxal reductase (NADPH-dependent) gre2. Gene Ontology annotation, molecular function: oxidoreductase activity, acting on the CH-OH group of donors, NAD or NADP as acceptor. The record is from RefSeq and is a predicted model, not a curated record. NCBI's taxonomy places the organism in Eukaryota, Fungi, Ascomycota, Sordariomycetes, Hypocreales, Ophiocordycipitaceae.